Molecule: messenger RNA, 1742 nt
Organism: Frankliniella occidentalis (western flower thrips)
Lineage: Eukaryota; Metazoa; Arthropoda; Insecta; Thysanoptera; Thripidae
Exons: 2
Coding region: 126-1688 (520 amino acids)
Molecular function (GO): protein binding
Source: RefSeq, a predicted model, not a curated record
GCCUGGUAGUAGUCCAGGCCCACACGCCGGCCGAGCAGGCUGGGACAGUACAGCGCACAGGAGGCUCGACCAGCACACCGCUCACUCUCAGUCAACAGUCUUCGAGUGCCAGUGACGGACUGAAGAUGGAUAUCAGUGAUCAGGCCCGAGGUUGCCAGUCGUCGGAUCCGCUCGAAUUGAGCGCCGCCGUGGAGAGUUUGCCGGACGAGGUGCUGCUCAUGGUGAUGAAGUACCUCGACGUGGGGGACCUCCUCACUUGUCGCCUCGUGUGCAAGAGGUUUGGGGUCCUGGCCAUGGACCCGGACGUGUGGUGGCAUCGAAAUAUCGAUUGUGAUAGAGAGCCUUCUCGGGCGUGCGCGGUGCUGCGUCUGGCGCCGUGGCUCAACUCGCUGACCAUGGUGGUUCCCUACAGCUGGUGCAGCGGUUUCCAUCUGUACAGUACGAAAUGUGCAGUGGCAAGGCUCGAUUUAAAGAUACAAUCCUCCACCCUCUCCGGGUCGUACGACAUUAAGCACUACGUCAAAAGUCAAUGUGAUCUUGGCUAUUUAGUGGGGCUACAUGUGCACGUGAAUACACAUCUGGAUGCGUUCCCUGCCAGAGAGCUGCUGGACUUGUUGACGUCAACAGCCGACCUAGAGGAAUUGAGUAUUUGUAUAGGUUAUGUUGGCUCGUUGCUAACAAAAAGGCCCCAUUUGGAAGUCGCCUGCGGCCCUUCUCUGAAGUAUUUCGAGCUCGAGUGGCGGGUGUGCGACAUUGGGGACCGCCUCCCGCGGCCCAUCGAGGACGUCUGCAGGUUCCUGCUGGCCGAGCACGCCACCACCCUGGAGCAAGUCGUGUUUAGACGCACACCAGUCUUCGACCUGCACGAGCUGGCCAGCAUGCCCAACCUGCGAGCGCUGCACUGCUCGGCCUUCCCCGGGAUGAGGGCCUUGGCAGCGAACGCGUCGCUCAGGGAACUCUACCUGCUCGUGACGCCCGAGACGGUGGGCCCGGACACCAGGGAGUUUCUUCGCGCCGCCAACCAGCUGCGCGACGUCACUCUGGCGUUCUCCACCCUUAAAGACGACGGCAACGACGGCGCUGACAGGGACUACAUCUGGCAGCCCACCACGGCUGGAGUGGACCUGGUCCUGGACCUGGUCUCGUCCGGGCGGUCCAGCCUGGAGAGGCUGUGCAUCACAAACAUUGGUCUAUACUUUCCCCAGGAGCAGCCGCUGCUGCGCGCGCUACCCUUGCUGACGUGCCUGCAGCACCUGAAAGUGGAUUCGGCGCCUGACGAGCUGCUGCUGGGCAUCACUCCAACCACGGCCCCGGCCCUGCAGAGCCUCGUGGUGGACCAGACCAACUGGCCGUGCACCCACGCCUGGCUGCACAGGGAGGUGGUCAAGAAGCUUCUGUCGGUGAACCCAUCGCUGCAUGUGCAUGUAACCACCGAAUUUUCAGAUUGCGAUCCCCCGGAGUCUUACUGCGAGGUAUGUUCUGAAUAUGAAUGCCACCCCUGGCUGUGCAAGUCUGAGGCCGUAUUUUUUACGCAUGAUCCCGAAGACAAUUGUUCAAUGCCUGAGAUGCACGACGAUAGCGACUCUUGUUGCUACGUGUCUGAUGUAUCAGCCAUAGAAACUACUGUAAUCGUUGUCCGAGAAGACGACUGGACUGAUUUGCCGUUUGGUAAUCCUCACGCAGAAUAGAAUAUAUCAUGUAGUUAAUGAAGUUCCUUAAAUUCGAUUUUUGUCUCCUCUGUG